AGUCUUGCACAGGUGUACCGGCUCCUCCCCUUCAGUCUUGCACAGGUGUACCGGCUCCUCCCCUUCAGUCUUGCACAGGUGUACCGGCUCCUCCCCUUCAGUCUUGCACAGGUGUACCGGCUCCUCCCCUUCAGUCUUGCACAGGUGUACCGGCUCCUCCCCUCCAGUCUUGCACAGGUGUACCGGCUCCUCCCCUUCAGUCUUGGACAGGUGUACCAGCUCCUCCCCUUCAGUCUUGCACAGGUGUACCGGCUCCUCUCCUGGACUGAAAUGACUUAAUUUGAUUUCACUGCACACUGGGAGCUUCUUACAAUGUGCAUUAGAAGCUGCAGCAAGUCAGAUAGAGCUCCACCUCAUUUUCUGGCUGGUGGACGUCCAGCAUCAUCUAGCCUACAGGUGUCAAACACAAGUCCAGCGAGCCGAAUCCAGCCCCCCAGGCCAUUUCAUGUGGCCCUUGCACCUCUCCUGCAGGUACCUCCUUGUCUCCACCCCCACCUUGUCUCAGCAGCAGAGAGGAGAAUAGAACUCCUC
Molecule: messenger RNA, 531 nt
Organism: Staurois parvus
Lineage: Eukaryota; Metazoa; Chordata; Amphibia; Anura; Ranidae
Source: the annotation of a GenBank genome assembly